Molecule: messenger RNA, 958 nt
Organism: Hydra vulgaris (swiftwater hydra)
Lineage: Eukaryota; Metazoa; Cnidaria; Hydrozoa; Anthoathecata; Hydridae
Source: RefSeq, a predicted model, not a curated record
CAUAUUAUUAAUGAUUAAUAAUAUGCAAGCUGGUAUGUGACAAUAAUUAUUUGCAUAUCUUAUUUCCAUAAUAUUAAAACAUAUAUUAUAAUUUUAAAAACUUUAAGGGAACUGAAUAAAAAAUAAACAAAAAAAAUUAUUAAAGAUAUUUUGUUAAAAUAUCCUUUAUUUGUCUUUAUAAGUAUAUAUAAUUAAUUCUUUUUUAUUUUAAAAACAAAAUAUCAUUUGUGUGAAAGUGUGUUUAUCAAUUUAAUAACAUUAUAAUUAUCAUUUUUUUCAUUCAUUGUUCAGAAGAGCGAAUGGAACAACGACUAACCCAGCUUGAAAAAACUAUAGGUGAUUUAGUGAGUCACAUUAUGCCACCUUCAACUGCUACUGAUGUAUCAUCUUCAUCGACAACUACAGGGCCAUCUUCAUUGGCUUCUGCUGGGUCAUCUUUAUCGACUUCUGCUGAGCCCUCUACGUCUGCAAUUGCUGUGCAAACAACACCUGUUGUGUCUGAUCUAACAUAUGCUGCAUAUCAAGAAUAUAGGUCCCAGCACCAUGGUCCUUACUCCAAUAAAUCCUAUCUGCGAUGGGUAAGGAAUGGGGGUAGUGAUUCCCCUAGUUUUACAUGGACACAUGUGCCCCCAAACCCUGGUGCUGGGACAAGAAGAAGGAAUUACCGCAGAGGGCGUGGUCAGAGAAGAGGCGGUAGCAGUGGGGGAUUUGGAAACUUUUAUGUCUACAAUUCUUAAAGGUUUUCAAGUCCUCCACCAUAACCAAAAAAAGAAUUCUUAUUUCUUAUGUUAAAAAUAUUUAAAUUUACAAAAAGGUUUUCUUCUUUUUUGGUUUGCUUAUAUAUAACUAUAAAGUUGUUUUUUUACAUUUUUGAACAUAGUAAAAAGGCUCCAUCAAAACUAAAAUUUGUGUUUGCACCCAAUAUAAUUGCUAUUAAUUUUUCUAAUAUAUAUGUCUG